AGGAAAUAAGAAAACGGGGAAAAAGAAGGAAAAGAGAGAAAUUGACCAAAAUUAACUGAAGAGAGCUCAAAUUCGAGACUCAUCUAUUUAUUUGAGAUCUGUAACUUGGCUUUUGCUGUAAAAAAAGAAAUUAGGCGAGACGAAUAAUCUCAUGUAGAGCUUGUAAAAAAAAGUGGUCAAGAUGAGGCUGUAUUGUUUGUCCAGUGAACCGACAAAACCAUGUUUGGUACUAACUUUCAAAGGAACCACACUGAUGUUGGACUGUGGCUUGAGUAUGCACUCCAUUUUGCAUUUCAUGCCACUACCUAUGGUUCCUAGUAGCAAAUUUAAUUCCUUGCCAACGUGGCUACCACGCAGUGAAAAUCAGCAAGAUUGGCAAAUUGAGGGGGAGCUGAAGGAAUGUUGCGGUAGAGUCUUUGUGGAUUCAGUGCCAGAGUUCACUCCUCCUCUGGAGAAAAUAAUCGAUUUCUCAGAAAUCGAUGCCAUUUUAAUAUCUAAUUACACGUGCAUGCUCGCAUUACCGUUCAUAACAGAAGGCACAGGUUUUAAAGGUAUAAUAUAUGCCACCGAACCAACGUUGCAAAUCGGACGGUUUUUCAUGGAGGAACUGGUGGAGUUCAUCGAACGGACUCCAAAGGCAACGAUGGCCAAAUAUUGGAAAGACAUGUUGCAUAUGUUGCCGUCCCCGUUAGCGGAAAUUAGACCGAAAUCCUGGAAGCAUAUUUACUCCAUGGCGGCCGUGAACUCAGCAUUAUCUAAUAUCCAAACGGUUGGAUACGAUCAAAAGCUAGAUAUAUACGGCGCUUUAACAGUCACACCAAUUAGUUCCGGCUUUUGUUUAGGUAGUAGUAAUUGGUUAAUAUCUAGCGACCAUGAAAAAGUUGCAUUUGUCAGUGGUUCAUCCACGUUAACUACUCAUCCAAAACCUAUGGAUCAAGCUACAUUGAAACAUGCCAAUCUGUUGAUUUUGACGGGCUUGACACAAACUCCAACUGCUAAUCCAGACACAAUGCUUGGGGAGUUAUGUAUGACUGUUGCUGUGACUCUUAGAGCUGGUGGAUGCGUUUUAAUACCUUGCUAUCCCUCUGGCGUCGUGUACGAUUUAUUUGAGUGUCUGAGCACUCAUCUGGACAAAUCGGGCUUCACGCAAGUGCCUCUUUUCUUCAUCUCGCCAGUGGCGGAAUCGUCCUUAGCUUAUUCGAAUAUCCUUGCCGAAUGGCUGUCAACAGGUAAACAAAACAAAGUUUAUCUUCCAGAGGAACCGUUUCCACAUGCUUUUCUCGUGAAGAACGCCCGAUUAAAGCACUAUACCUCUACGUACGCUGAAGGAUUCAGCAACGAUUAUCGACAGCCUUGCGUAGUCUUCUGCGGCCAUCCCAGUCUUCGAUUCGGUGAUGCUGUACAUUUUGUGCAAUUAUGGGGCAACAAUCCCCUGCAUACUGUGAUUUUUACUGAGCCCGAUUUUCCGUACAUAGACGCCUUGGCCCCCUUUCAACCAUUGGCUAUGAAAGCAGUGCAUUGUCCCAUCGAUACCUCUCUGAAUUUUACUCAGGCUAAUAAACUCAUACGAGACUUGAAGCCAGAACAUCUCGUUAUUCCGGAGGUUUACACGCAGCCCCCUGCAAUGGCACAGCACAGAACAGAUCUUGUUAUCGAACCCAUCGGAGAUAAACCCUUGAUUACGUUCAAACGCGGAGAGGUGAUAAAAUUGCCAUUAAAGCGGAAGAAGGGCCGCGUGUUUAUCGAACCGGAAUUAGCUAGCAGUAUUGUACCGAGUGAAGUACGACCUGGCUUGAGUCUCGCGUCUGUUACCGGCGAGCUUGAGGUCAAGGACAACGUAUAUACCAUAAAAAGUGUAGAGGACAGACCGAGCGGAAAAAGGAAAAUGUCGUUGGGUUCACCUGCGCCCAUUGUGGAGGAAGUGCUGAAGGAGCGAAAGCACGAGUAUGGGAAUCUGGACCCACAAGAAUUGCUGCAGAAGCUCAAUCAGGAAGGUUUUCAUGGAGCCAAGUUACAGCAUAGUCCUACCUCUACGAGUAUUCAUUUGCAAGACGAAGAUACUUUGAUUCAGAUCGGAGAUAAUUCUACACACAUCUUCUGCAAUGGCGAUCAAAAGAUUCGCAAACGUCUUAGGAGUAUAAUAAUGCAGUGUCUGAAAAGAUUUUGAGCAAUGUUUCAGUGAUCGCGUGACAAAGGGAGAAGACGAACUGGCAGUUUUGUUGUUGUCGUCACUCGCUGCGAAUUUGUGCGACGUAAUGAAAAUGUAAAUAUAUCGAUGACGAGCUUUGGGCGAAGCCGUGGCGAUUAUUUCCGGAAAAUCGAAGGAAGAGGAAAAUCGUCUUAAAAAAUAUCAACGAAAAGCCGGAAAUUUCCAAUCGAUUGCAACACUCGGUGAAUUCCGGAGAGGGAGAAAACUGCGAUGAAACGAAGGACUCUACGUUUGAAG
Molecule: messenger RNA, 2446 nt
Organism: Solenopsis invicta (red fire ant)
Lineage: Eukaryota; Metazoa; Arthropoda; Insecta; Hymenoptera; Formicidae
Gene: IntS9
Product: integrator complex subunit 9
Exons: 12
Coding region: 182-2167 (661 amino acids)
Biological process (GO): snRNA processing
Cellular component (GO): integrator complex
Source: RefSeq, a predicted model, not a curated record